UAAUACUAUUCCUGAAUCUAAAUUCAAACCCUUAGAUGGUAUAAGAGUAUUAGAACUUGGGCAGAUAAAAGUAGAACCACCAAAAACAGGGGAUCCAUUAAGAGUUUGGAGACAUUUAGAUAUUGAUGGGGUAAGUCCUUGGUUCAGAUCAAUGGGUAGAAAUAAAAAAUCUUGUGAGAUUAAUUUGCCUGAUAGUUCAGAUAUUUUAAUUGAAAAUUUUCGACCUGGUACAAUGGAAAAAUGGAAUCUUGGUCCUGAUGAGCUUUCUAAAACUAAUCCUUCAUUGAUAUACACUCGUGUAUCAGGAUAUGGUCAAACUGGUCCAUAUGCAUUAAAACCUGGAUAUGCUUCAGUUUGUGAGGCAAUGGCAGGCUUUCGACAUAUAAAUGGUUUUCCAAACCAACCACCAGUCAGACCAAAUAUUUCACUAGGUGAUUCAGUAGCUGGAUUGACUGCUGCAUUAGGAUCUGUUAUGGGGUUAUUGGCCAGAGAUAAAAUAAAAUCUAACACUGUUGAUACUAUGAUGAUAACAGGCCAAGUGAUUGAUGUGGCAAUUUAUGAAAGCAUGUUUAAUAUGAUGGAAGGAAUAUUACCAGAAUAUGAUAGAUUUGGAGAGAUAAGACAGCCAUCUGGCACAACAGUUACUGGUAUAGUUCCAACAAAUGCAUAUCAAUGUUCUGAUUCCAAAUAUGUUAUCAUAGGUGGUAAUGGUGACUCAAUUUAUAAAAGACUUAUGGAGGCAGCCGGUAGAAUAGAUUUGACAGGUGAAAAGUAUGCCACAAAUAAACAGAGAGUUAAACAUCAACAAUUGAUUGAUGAUGCAAUAAAUAAUUGGACAAAGACUUUAACAUCAAAACAAGUAAUUGAGAGUUUGGAACAGGUUGGUGUACCAUGUGGUGGCAUUUAUAAUAUAAAGGAUAUUGUGAAUGAUGAGCAUGUGAAGGAACGUGAAUUAUUGGAAGUGGUUAAAGUUGGUGGCAAUAAUUCUGACAAUGGUUGGAAUUUAAAGAUUCCGGCAAUUACACCAAAAUUAACAUCUACACCUGGUAAAACUAAUUGGGCAGGUCCAGAUUUAGGUCAACAUAACAAAGAAAUAUUUGUAAAUGUAUUGAAAUUAAGUGAACAAGAAAUUAUAAAAUUACAAGAAAGUCAAAUUAUUGGAAAAACUUUAUGA
Messenger RNA from Entrophospora sp. SA101, 1174 nucleotides. The record is from the annotation of a GenBank genome assembly. NCBI's taxonomy places the organism in Eukaryota, Fungi, Glomeromycota, Glomeromycetes, Entrophosporales, Entrophosporaceae.